AGGAUCUUGCUAAGAUUUUGUGGUCCUUAGAUUGAGUCAGUCAGCGGGUGAGAGUCUAAGUCGUGAGGAGUGGAACUGAUUUCUGGUUGUGCACCUUUCACCAUGGUUGAGACGCGUAGUGGCAAGAGCACCACCCCUUACACCCAGGCUCAGGAAGAGCAAGCCGUCGCCAUAUUGCGGGAGCGAAAAGAGAAAGAGACUAAGAAGGAGUUAAUUAGACAGGCUAACAAGUUGGUCGUGCAGGAGGAGCAAGCGGCGAAGAAGAGGAAGCUGGAGGAGGAGAUGGAAAGAUUGAAGGAGGAAGAAGAGAAGAUGAAGGAAGUGGAAGAGGAGGAGAUAGAAGAAGAAGAACCUUUGCUCAGAAGGAGUGCAGAGCAGAGAGGUGAAACUAGCGACACGAAGAAGGACGCAUCAUGGCUGGAGAAGAAAGUGUCGGAGUGGGUAGCUAAUUUAUCUCUGGGAGAAGAGGAAGAGGCCAUGUUAUAUGUUCCCCUAGAGGAGAAGGAAGUCGUAAUCAGGGAGUGGGAAGAGGAAAAAGACCCUCUGAGACAUCAGACUAUAGAGGAGGGAAAAAAGUUGGAACGGAAACUACGUCUCACAAGGGAAAAUAAGAGAAGGAUGGAGGAGGCAAACAAGGUGGCGAGGGAGUUGGGGGUGAUAAAGGUGCAAGAAGAUAUACAGGGAAAGUUAGAUGUUAUUUCGAGAAACAUAGAACUCCUCGCCAGAGCCUGGGACGAGCAACACCAGUUCUCUAGAGCCCAGGACAUCGCCUUGCACUUCAUCCGCCUGGGAUUUAGGGAUUGUGCACGUGAGAUGAUGCUGCACGUAGGUGCAGAAGUGCAAGCGAGAAUAGAGGGCACUGAGAAGUUUUGCAGAGGCGCCAUUGAGGGCGCAAAGCUGGCCGUGCCGAAGGAGGAAGAGCCACGCUAGAGAUAAUUGGGAGACCAACGUAAAUACAUACAUUUAUUUACAACAUAUCGUGCCAGAGCAACAAGUCCUCAUAGC
This is a messenger RNA of Chara braunii, 1005 nucleotides long. Lineage: Eukaryota; Viridiplantae; Streptophyta; Charophyceae; Charales; Characeae. The record is from the annotation of a GenBank genome assembly.